UUGGAAUUAAUUUGCGCUAUUGUGCCACAGUUAGUUUGUAUUUUUACUGUCUCCCAAAAUCGUAAUUGCUUCUGAAGUAAAGCAUCUGAACAUACUGUUCAGAAAACCUUUUGUGGUGAAAAUCUGCUGAUAUAUUUGUUAUCAAUACCUUUUGACUCUCACAACGAAGGUUUAAAGCAUCAUUUGUCAUUUGAUUUGUUGAGUGAUUCAGAGGAUCUCUGUGGAUGAUUUUUGUAAAAUAAUGGCAGCGCAAGCAACAAGCCAGGACAUUAUAACCUCGCCUGAUCCAAGAAAAGAAUUUCGUCCAACUCCUUUUCUAAAUGAAGCUCUUGUAAAAAUCCUAAGUGGAAACUUGCUGGGACAUGAAAAAGCUAAAGCUGCACGGAAGUCACCAUCCAUUUCACCCAGGUUAUCUCCUAAUAUUUCACCCAGAAAUUCACCACGACUUCUGCGAAGAAUGAUGUUGAAUAAAAAUCAAAAGAAACGUCGUUUUACGGUGGCUCAUACCUGUUUUGACGUGGACAAUGGCACAUCCUCAGGACGGAGUCCCUUAGAUCCGAUGACGAGUCCUGGCUCAGGGCUCAUUCUACAGGCAAACUUUGUGCAUAGUCAGCGGCGGGAGUCUUUCCUGUACCGAUCUGACAGUGACUAUGACCUGUCUCCAAAGUCUAUGUCGAGGAACUCCUCCAUUGCAAGUGAUAUCCAUGGAGAUGACCUAAUAGUGACCCCUUUUGCACAGGUGCUAGCAAGCCUGCGCACUGUAAGGAACAAUUUUGCCACUCUAACCAACUUGCAAGAACGAGCAUCCAGUAGCAAGCGCUCACCAAUGUGUAACCAACCACCAAUGAAUAAGCCAAGUUUUACAGAAGAGGCCUACCAAAAACUUGCAACAGAGACCCUGGAGGAGCUUGACUGGUGCCUGGACCAGCUGGAGACUCUGCAGACCAGGAAUUCUGUCAGUGAGAUGGCCUCCAACAAGGAAUCAACCUGAAUCAUA
This is a messenger RNA of Rhincodon typus (whale shark), 997 nucleotides long. Its product is annotated as cAMP-specific 3',5'-cyclic phosphodiesterase 4D-like. The record is from RefSeq and is a predicted model, not a curated record. The coding region runs from base 242 to 991 and encodes 249 amino acids. Lineage: Eukaryota; Metazoa; Chordata; Chondrichthyes; Orectolobiformes; Rhincodontidae. The transcript has 7 exons.